Messenger RNA from Harpegnathos saltator (Jerdon's jumping ant), 1490 nucleotides. RefSeq lists its product as uncharacterized. The record is from RefSeq and is a predicted model, not a curated record. NCBI's taxonomy places the organism in Eukaryota, Metazoa, Arthropoda, Insecta, Hymenoptera, Formicidae. The coding region runs from base 35 to 961 and encodes 308 amino acids. The transcript is spliced from 9 exons.
CCGCGGCACUGUCGCGACUGUCAGUCAAACCAAGAUGGCGUCGCCUAGUGAGUUGUCGCUCGAGGAGAUUCGGAAUUAUUUAUUGGAGAAUGGCGGUACGACGCGCAAUCACGACCUCGUGAAGCAUUUCAAGCGGUUCCUCACGGACCCGGAGACGCGAGUCGAGGCGCGGAAUCGGUUCAAGGAGUAUGUCAACAUCUUGGCCACUAUAAAGAACGAGGAGGGCGAAAAGUAUCUGGUCCUUAAGAAGAAAUACCGGCAGGUUUCCUUGGACCUUUCAUCCCCCCCGCAAGUGGGCUCACCUCCUUCGAUUAGCACUCCCGAUUUAGCUGUUCCCCUUUCUCCUUUACGAGAACCUCCACCUUAUCGACCGCCUCCUCCCGCACCCCUUAGUCCGACGUCAAAUAAUUCGCAAGCGAGCUACGAGGAGGGUCAAACGGCAUCUAACCUGACCACCCGCGAAGACGACGGAAAGAACAGUAAUUCGGAAUAUGGCGCGACUGAUCAUUCAGAACCCAGUGCGUCGGUGUCGUCACCUCCGGUCCCACCGCGUCGCAAAAGUCAGGACAAGCUCAAACUCGAGAACAAGGAGAACAUCGAGAAGAAUGCAAGGGGCUCCUCGGAAGCCGUCAUAAAGGAAGAUGAAGUGACCCCGACGAAUCCAGGGUCGGCCGAGCAGUUGAGCGUUCGUGAGCGAAUGCAACGUUUCAAUCGGAUGGCAAGCGAAACCGAUCUUCCGAGCAGACCCAGCGGCGGCACAACUACCCCUACUAAGAAACGAGCGGAGAAAGGCGCCGACGAGGAUGACAGCGCUUCCGUUGCCUCGCAACUGGACGGAAAAUCACGUGAGUGGCUGGUCAGGGCGGCGCAGGGGGACUACCAGGCAUUGGCGAAGCUCGCGACCGAGGAACCUCGUCUCACCAGGCUCAAGGAUCCGACUUCCGUGAGUAUGGGUCAUUAAGUGCCGCCAAAUGCUACAAAGUAAUGGGUGCGGGCUCCGAGAAAACCGACGAUGGCCGGCGAUUAAUCGCGGAGCGCCGCCGUUCGCGCGGCGGCGGUUCUCUCCGGCGCGCGGGAGCGCACGGGAGAGAAUUCGCGCAAGCGUCGGUGGGCUCUCGCGGCGUCUCGAGAACUUACUUGCCGCGUAUCAACAUGCAUGUAGUUUACAUUGCUAAUCGGUAAGAGGGCAUGCCGUGCGAAGGCACGCCCUGGAGCCCGCGAUAAAACCCCGUAACCGAAACUCUGGGCCGCGGUGAUUCGCGCGGCCGCGGAACGCCGCUCGCCGAUCGGUCGGCGGUUAUUAACCGCUGUGCAUUUUUGUUGUUCCAUACACGCCCGGGCUCGACGCGGGAUCGACGUGGGAUAUCGUCGCAACGGGUGAACAGGGCUAUACAGCAUUGCACUGGGGCGCCAAACACGGCGACGAGAACAUCGUGAAAUUAAUAGCGGGCACGUACAAGGACUACAUCAAGAGCGUCAAUGAGACCACG